CAGCGCGGCCGCAGCAGCGGGCCCUUUAGUUCCUAGGAGAACCCGCGGCCCUUGGGCGGAAGCAGGUUUGCGUGGUGGGAGCCGCAGUCGACAGGACUGUCUCUGCUCACCACUUUCUGCGCCAGGCCGCCAUGAAGGACUCGCUGGUGCUGCUUGGCCGUAUCCCGGCGCACCCGGACUCCCGCUGCUGGUUCCUGGCCUGGAACCCAGCGGGAACUCUGCUGGCCUCGUGCGGUGGCGAUCGUAGCGUCCGCAUCUGGGGCAGAGAGGGCGACAGCUGGAUCUGCAAAUCUGUCCUCUGUGAAGGCCACCAGCGCACCGUACGGAAGGUGGCCUGGUCUCCCUGUGGAAAUUACCUGGCUUCUGCCAGCUUUGAUGCCACCACUUGCAUUUGGAAGAAAAACAAGGAUGACUUUGAGUGUGUAACCACUCUAGAAGGCCAUGAAAAUGAGGUCAAGUCAGUAGCCUGGGCCCCAUCUGGCAACCUCCUUGCUACCUGCAGCCGAGAUAAGAGUGUGUGGGUCUGGGAAGUCGAUGAAGAAGAUGAGUAUGAAUGUGUCAGUGUCCUCAACUCCCAUACACAGGAUGUCAAGCAUGUGCUUUGGCACCCAAGCCAGGAGCUGUUAGCCUCUGCCAGCUAUGACGACACAGUGAAGCUCUACCGGGAAGAAGAGGAUGACUGGGUAUGCUGUGCCACCCUUGAAGGUCAUGAAUCCACUGUGUGGAGCUUGGCCUUUGACCCCAGCGGCCAGCGCCUGGCAUCUUGCAGCGAUGACCGUACCGUGCGCAUCUGGCGCCAGUAUCUGCCAGGCAAUGAGCAAGGGGUGGCGUGCAACGGCUCUGACCCCAGCUGGAAAUGUAUCUGCACUUUGUCAGGCUUCCACUCCAGGACGAUUUAUGACGUCGCUUGGUGUCAGCUGACAGGGGCCUUGGCUACCGCCUGUGGGGAUGAUGCCAUCCGAGUAUUUGAGGAGGAUCCCGGCUCGGAUCCACAGCAGCCUACCUUCUCCCUGACAGCCCACUUGCCUCAGGCCCAUUCGCAGGAUGUCAACUGUGUGGCCUGGAACCCUAAGGAGCAGGGGCUCCUGGCCUCCUGCAGUGAUGAUGGAGAGUUGGCCUUCUGGAAGUAUCAGCCAUCUGAAGGCCCCUGAGCCACCCUGACUUUGAAGAGAAUCAUGGUUCCCCAGAAAAUGUUGUAAGACUUUCUCAACCCCCUUGGACCUGGAGGAGUAUCCUCUGCCCUCCUUUAACUUGUCCCUCUUCUGUUCAGACUUGGGUAGAAGCGCAGAGCUGCAGAACCACUCCAUUGACACAGUCCUUGGUAAAGAGUUGCAGGACAUCAGCGCAUUGUACUUAAGUCACAGAUUUGCUUGCUUUAGGGUACAGUGUUAUGUUGGGGGGGGGGGGAUGAUUACACCACUUCACCAUACAGCACCAUAUCUGUGUGUAGGAGGGAGCUCAGCUCUUUCUGGAAACAAUCCAGCUGAAUCCCAAGUCCUGUUUUAUAAGGAGAUUCACAAUUGAAAGAAUUCCAUGGUGAGUCCUUUUCUGAAGUAGAUCCCGCCUUCCCCAUUGCUGGGCAAAUCCUUCUAUUUGAGACAUUCAGUCAACGUUGAAGGAAAUUUUUAAGUAUAGGUUAGAGUAAGAGAUGCUUCUGCCUUCCCUUAGCGAGCCUGACGUACCUUCUGUGCUGUGAGGACAGCUGGAGAGUACUGAGAAAUAAAUGGGGAGGGUGUGAACCCUGAAAGGGAGUUACUGUUGGCCACAAGUCAUGCAUUCUCAGUGGCUGAAAAUUGAUUCUUGGGUGAGGGGCAAGAAAAUCUUAGAGACGGUAAUUUGUGGCUCUCUAAAGGACCAGUAUGUAAAUAUAUUGUGGUCUGUCUAUAUUACCUUUUCAUCACGGGGGUGGGGAUGUGUGCAACCUGUGACCUAUACCACAGCUUGCAGCAAUGCCAGAUCCUUAACCUACUGAGCAAGGCCAGGGAUCAGACCUGCAUCCUCAUGGAUGUACUCCCCAGGUGGGUGGAGACUGUCUUCAAGGCCACAGCCUUAACUUCAUUUUUUACACCACAGAAAUCACACUCUUAGAUUUUGAAGAGAAAGCUGGGGUAGCAUCUAAAGCAGUGGUUCUCAAGAUGUGGUCUGCCAGUCACUGGAAAUCCCUUGAGCUUUCUGGGGGACCAAGAGGUCUCUGCUUGGCACCUUGGCAGGAAGCAAGGCAGUGACACCAAAUUCUACAGUUGUGUCUCCAUGCCUUGCUCUCACAGUAAAAAUACUGCCAACAUCACUGUGAAAUGUCCUCAAGAGAGCCAAUAAAAGUAAGUGUAUGAAAUUUGGACCCUAGAGUAACAUUCUGAUGAUGGGAAGCACGCCUAAGCACUCAUGCCCCCUGCAGAGCGGUCAUCUUGAGGAAAAGCACUUGUGCAGUUGCAAGCUGAAUCAGCUGUGUUCUUCACAGCAUAUUUUCACUUCAAGGAACUAGCAAAUUAUAGUAUUUCAAUUUGGCUAUUAGGAGACAUUUUCUGGUAAAUGAAUCAAAUGAGCCUUUCACUUCAAGGGAAACUGUUUCGCCAAUGAUAAAACGAAAGCCUUCAAGCAAAAAUCAGAAUUUUUGAAAACUUGUAUUGCCGCCAUGAGCUUGCCAUCUUCCCAACAUGUAGACUUUUCUGAGGGGAUUGGUGGUGAUAUGAACAAAUGUGAUUUGUAUGAUGAAGUGUGUUGAUGUUUGGAAGAUUUGCGUAAUUCAGUGAAUGAACAUUUUCCAAAAAUGACUAAUGCACGAUGUUACAAAACUGAGAUAGACUAGGAGUUCCCUGGUGGCCUUAGCAGUUGUGGAUCCAGCAUCAUCAUGGCUAUGGUUUGGGUCACUGCUGUGGCAUGGGUUUGAUCCCUGGCCCAGGAACUUUAGCAUGCUGCAGGCACAGCUAAAAAAAUAAUUUGGAAAAAAAGGAAUAUAGAUUGGUGGGUUUUAGCGUAGGAAUAUAAAAAGCUCCUUGAUGGAGUUCCUUGAUUCCCAUAGUGACACAGCAGAAAAGAAUCUGACUAGUAACCAUGAAGUUGCAGGUUUGAUCCCUGGCCUUGCUCAGUGGGUCAGAGAUCCUGCCUUGCUGUGGCUGUGGCGUAGGCCAGCAGCUGUAACUCUUAAUUCGACCCCGAGCCGGGAACCUCCAUAUGCUGCAGGUGUGGCCCUAAAGAGCAAAAAAAGAAAGAAAAAAAAAAAAAGCUCCUUGGCUAAGGUUUCAUAUUGCCUUCAAGAAACUACCACCUGUGGCGUGGUGACAUACUAUCAAAUAGCCUGUUACCUGAGAAGUCCAUUUAAAAACCUCCUUUUCCAAAAUCAUGUCUGUGACAUCAGCUUCAACUCAAAUACACAGCAGACUGGAAGCAGCUCUGAGAACCCCGACUGUCUUCUAUUAAGCCAGACGUUAAAGAGAUUUGCAAAAAUGUAAAAUGCCAUACUUCUUCCUGGAUUUCUUUUGGAAGUUGUCUUUCAUGAAAAGUUAACAUGUUACUGUUAUUUUAAAAUGCAUUUAAUACUGUAAGUAAAUAUCAAUGGAUAUAACCAUGAUAAUAAAAGCUAUUUGGAGGUCUUGA
Messenger RNA from Phacochoerus africanus (Common warthog), 3594 nucleotides. It is a transcript of the gene CIAO1, whose product is annotated as cytosolic iron-sulfur assembly component 1. Gene Ontology annotation, molecular function: protein binding. Lineage: Eukaryota; Metazoa; Chordata; Mammalia; Artiodactyla; Suidae. The transcript is spliced from 7 exons. The record is from RefSeq and is a predicted model, not a curated record. Gene Ontology annotation, cellular component: cytosolic [4Fe-4S] assembly targeting complex. The coding region runs from base 132 to 1151 and encodes 339 amino acids. Gene Ontology annotation, biological process: iron-sulfur cluster assembly.